This is a messenger RNA of Cercopithifilaria johnstoni, 2772 nucleotides long. NCBI's taxonomy places the organism in Eukaryota, Metazoa, Nematoda, Chromadorea, Rhabditida, Onchocercidae. The record is from the annotation of a GenBank genome assembly.
AUGGUUGAAAAAAUUAUAACACCAGAAACAAGAAUAGCAAAAACGAUAUCAAGUAAUGUAAGAAAUAGUAUAUUUGGACACAUAUCACCGCUUGUUGGCCGAAAUAACAACAAUAUCAAUCGUUGUACAUCACCCAAAACCAAUCCAACGAUAACAAACCGAUCGUCAAGCAUCAAAAAAUUAAUCGAUCAAGAUCAUUUCCAUUAUGAGAAAGUUGAAAUAGGAUCAAUUGAUAUUGCACUGAUCGCUUAUGUACCCAAUGCAACAUCACCCAACGAACAACUUCUAUUGCAAAUCGAAAGUGCUGGCCAAAAAUGGCGUAUUAAUCGUAGCAUUGAUCAGUUAUGUGAAUUCGAUCAGCAAUUACAUCGUUGUGUAUUCGAUCGUUCACAGAGUCAUUUGAAGGAAUUAGCAUUAGAGCUGAAAGAAAGUGAUCCGGAAAGUGCUAAAGAGUAUAUUCUUAUUUAUCUGCAACAAUUGUCACAUAUUACUGGCAAUUUAAUGCGUUGCUAUUCUAUUUUAAAAUUCUUAGAGAUCGAUAGUCAUGGAAAUCGUUUUCUAGCAGCGGAAGAAACUCCUAUAAAUACACCGGCUAUAGCGAGCGCAAUUGUUACCAAAGAUUUCAAUGCAGAAACAUGUGAUCAAAUUUCAUUACGGGUUGGCGAUAUCGUAUCUAUCAUCGAAAAGGUGACAUCUUUUAAUAACAAAGAUAAAUCGUGGUGGAGAGCUAAACUGACAAUUGCCAAAAACGGAAACGGCAAAAUUAUUCUUGGCAAAAAUUUCGAGGUCGGAUUAUUUCCGAGUGAGUGUGUCAAGAUAUUCGACGAUAAGGCAGGACCACCAGCUGAUCAACAGCUAUUUUCCUCAAAAGAAGACUCAGUUGCCACCCCUGUCAAUGGCCGCACUUUCUUGAAACCAAACACAAACUUGACACAAGCGUCCAAGAAAUCAACAGGAUGGCAUCCACCGCGACGGGAUCGUUCCUUAGUACGAACGCUGUUACGAAGACACGCGGAACGACAAACUCCCCUCGUGUUCGGGACAGAUCUUGUUGAAUAUCUGCAGAAAACCGGUGAAGACGUGCCAUUAAUAUUGAAAAAAUGUGUGGAAGUGAUCGAAAAGCAUGGUAUUGUUACUGGGGUUUAUCGCCAAUGUGGCAUACAAUCAAAUAUACAAAAACUCAGGAAUGGCUUCGAUUCAGGACAUUUGCCAGAUUUACGUGAUGAAGCUAUCUUAAAGGACAUUCAUUCCGUUUCAUCGCUUUUGAAGCAGUACUUUCGUCAGCUACCAAAUCCAUUGUUCACAUUCGAACUUUAUCCGGAAUUUAUUGGUGCAUACGAAACAACUGAUGAAGAGCAAGCCAAUCGAUUUAAAGACGUCAUUGGAAAGUUACCACGUGAGCAUUACAGGACGGCAAAAUAUUUGAUCCGUCAUUUGACCAAAUUAUGCCAAUGUACGCAUCUUACGGAUAUGAACUCCAAAAAUCUUGCAAUUGUUUGGGCUCCAAAUUUAUUCAGAUGUCCGCCGUGUAUUGACGACGAUUCUGGUACCAGUGGUGACUCAUCACUUUUACAGGGUCUCAAUGCGCAAACGGGUCUUUGUAAUUAUAUACUUGCCCAUGCAGUUUACCUAUUCUCACUUGAAAACGACUCUCUUUCACUUCCAGAAAAUACGCUAAACAGAUCAUCAGUUUCAUCAUGUAGCGGUGAUGCCUUGCCACCAGAUUUAGAUCGUCGCCGUUUUAUUGAUGUCAAUGGUGGGCCUGCGACAUUGCCAGCAUUUCAUACUGUUAUCGAAAGACCACGACACAGAGAAACAAGUGCGAAUCCUGGUGGCAAAUGGCGACGCAUGUUGCGUGGUCCAUCGAUGGAUAAUGCAUUUGCCAGUUUACGUACACGAUGGAAAAGACAUGGAGAAGCGUAUUUAGACAACGAUAAUUCGACUAGCAAUGUGAAAUGGCGAAGGAGUCCAUCAGAUGUGCGGGCAUCACUGCGUGCUGCACGAAGUGCAUCACUAAUUUCAUUCGUUACGAGAAGUGUUGAGGAAUUCCGCAGUGGUGUUUUACGAAGUUGGCGACAUUGUGCUCCAACAUUACGUGAUGAUUCCAUAACAAAUGAUACGGGCGAUGAACGACAUACGACGGCAACAGCGGUUGCAACAGAACUCGUAAGGCGUCGAGGCUUGGCAAGUUUUCUGGCUAACGAUCAGCAACCGUCGACUUCGACAGAUACGAAAUUAGAAUCAAGUGUGAGAGGUAGUAUUCCGGAAGCAUUUUCGUUGGAUACGAGUGAUUCUGGUAAUAGUCGACCGCCCUCAACAGCUCGAAAUGACUGUAUCGAUGAUGGCAUAAGUUUGUCAUCUGACAGUUAUCGCUUUUUUGGUUUCUACGAGGAUGAACAGCAACCAGACGAAGGAGCAAGUUUGGAAGAUGUGAAGGAAACGUGGACGAAACGUAGUGCAAAUGUUAAAUCAGAACAUGGCUUAGAUAGAGCUUUUAAUACGAAUGCAACGAGAAGCAAAAAAAUGUCAAAAAAUGGUAUUGCGAGUGAUUCGCGAUCAUCCUCAGCCGAUGAGUGGUCUGAUGUGGCUAGAAAUAGCAGUAGUAGCAGCACAGGCUCACUACAUAAUGACUGUAGUCGAUAUGAUAAUGUUCCAAUAGGUGAGGAUGCUGGUAGAAGAGAACGUUACGUCGAAACACCGUUAUCAUUUUAUGAUUUACCACAAAAUAAUGUCAAACCUGUUCGAUCAAAUGUUCAAUUGUACUUUUUAUAA